Messenger RNA from Quercus robur (English oak), 558 nucleotides. Its product is annotated as pectinesterase inhibitor 3-like. The transcript has a single exon. Gene Ontology annotation, molecular function: enzyme inhibitor activity. Gene Ontology annotation, biological process: negative regulation of catalytic activity. The coding region runs from base 1 to 558 and encodes 185 amino acids. The record is from RefSeq and is a predicted model, not a curated record. NCBI's taxonomy places the organism in Eukaryota, Viridiplantae, Streptophyta, Magnoliopsida, Fagales, Fagaceae.
AUGAAGCCCAUUGCAACCUUUUUCUUUGUCUUUACACUAUGCCUCUUAAUUGUGCUGCCACAAGAGAUUGCUGCAAAUCAAGAGGGUGUGGUCACCGAGCAAAUUCAGCAAGCUUGUGAACACACAGCUCACAAGCCUCUGUGUCUCUCAACCCUAUCGUCUGACCCAAAUAGCCAACAAGCCACCAACCUAACAAUCCUGGCUCAGGUUGCACUCUCUAUCGCAUCCCAAAAUGCCUCAGACAUCACUGACUUGGUUAAGACGUUGGUAAAUGACCAGAGUUUAGAGCCUCGUGUUCAGCAAGCCCUAGCUGACUGCUUGGACCAUUAUCUUGACGCAGCUGAACAGCUUGAUGACUCGCUUGCUGCUUUGAGUGUGGGUGCCCAUGAAGAUCUCAAAACUUGGGUGCAUGUAGCCAUUGGUGAUGCUGGUUUAUGUGACGCAGGGUUCAAGGGACUCAAGGAAAACGUGAUGCUUCAUAAGAACAAAGUCUUUCACCACUUAUGCCAGAAUGCCUUAGCCAUCGCCGAGGUCUCGGUCUCAGCAGCUGGAAAGUGA